Molecule: messenger RNA, 1524 nt
Organism: Penicillium paradoxum
Lineage: Eukaryota; Fungi; Ascomycota; Eurotiomycetes; Eurotiales; Aspergillaceae
Product: glycosyltransferase family 20 protein
Exons: 5
Coding region: 1-1524 (507 amino acids)
Biological process (GO): trehalose biosynthetic process; cellular response to heat
Cellular component (GO): cytosol; alpha,alpha-trehalose-phosphate synthase complex (UDP-forming)
Molecular function (GO): alpha,alpha-trehalose-phosphate synthase (UDP-forming) activity
Source: RefSeq, a predicted model, not a curated record
AUGCCUUCCAUGGAGGAGCCCAAGCAGAAUGAAGCCCGCUUGCUUCUGGUCUCAAACCGCCUGCCGAUCACAAUCAAGCGGUCUGAUGAUGGAAAAUAUGACUUUUCAAUGUCCUCGGGAGGUCUGGUCAGUGGCCUGAGCGGUCUCUCUAAAUCAACCACCUUCCAGUGGUACGGCUGGCCCGGUCUGGAGGUGCCCGAACCAGAGAUUCCCGUCGUCAAGCAGCGCCUGAAGGAAGAAUAUGGCGCUGUGCCAGUCUUCAUCGACGAUGACCUGGCAGAUCGGCACUACAACGGUUUCUCUAACUCCAUCCUUUGGCCUUUGUUCCAUUACCACCCCGGCGAAAUCACCUUCGAUGAGUCCGCUUGGGAAGCGUACAAGGAGGCCAACCGUCUCUUCGCACAGGCAAUUGCGAAGGAAGUGCAGGAUGGUGAUUUGAUUUGGGUCCACGACUACCAUCUGAUGCUACUCCCUGAGAUGUUGCGUGAGGAGAUCGGUGACAGCAAGAAGAACGUCAAGAUCGGCUUCUUCUUACAUACACCGUUCCCUAGCAGCGAGAUCUAUCGGAUUCUACCUGUGCGGAAUGAAUUGCUUUUGGGUGUGCUGCAUUGCGAUCUCAUUGGCUUCCACACCUAUGAUUAUACCCGUCAUUUCCUGAGCAGUUGCUCACGUCUACUGGGUCUCGCAACUACGCCAAACGGCAUUGAGUUCCAGGGCAAGAUUAUCACAUGUGGAGCUUUCCCCAUUGGUAUUGACCCUGAGAAGUUCAAGGAAGGGUUGAAGAAGGAGAAGGUCCAGAAGCGCAUUGCAAUGCUGGAGCAGAAAUUCCAAGGUGUGAAGCUGAUGGUCGGCGUCGACCGUCUUGAUUACAUCAAGGGCGUGCCCCAGAAGUUGCAUGCGCUCGAAGUAUUCCUAAGUGACCAUCCAGAAUGGGUUGGAAAGGUCGUUCUUGUGCAGGUUGCUGUUCCUAGUCGGCAGGAUGUCGAGGAGUACCAGAAUUUGAGGGCUGUGGUCAACGAACUGGUUGGUCGCAUCAAUGGCAAGUUUGGUACCGUUGAAUUCCAGCCUAUUCACUUCUUGCACAAGUCCGUCAAUUUCGACGAACUUAUUGCCCUCUAUGCUGUGUCAGAUGCCUGUAUUGUCUCAUCUACCCGCGACGGCAUGAAUUUGGUGGCGUAUGAGUACAUCGCUACCCAACAGAAGCGCCACGGAGUGCUGGUACUUUCUGAAUUCGCUGGAGCAGCCCAGAGUCUGAACGGCAGCAUUAUUGUGAACCCCUGGAACACCGAGGAACUGGCAGGCGCCUAUCAAGAGGCCGUGACCAUGAGCGACGAACAGCGGGCUCUCAAUUUCGCCAAGCUGGACCGAUACGUGUCCAAGUACACCAGCGCAUUCUGGGGCCAAUCCUUUGUCACCGAACUCACCCGGAUAUCAGCACACUCAGCCGACAAAUUCCAAUCCAAGAAACUGGCUACAAUGGCUUCCAACGAAACUGAUGCCCCGAUCACGACAUCAGCCGCGUAA